AUGGGAAGCAGCUCCGAUCCCUUCACUAUGUCCUAUUCGGGACCCUUCUCUCACACACCCAUGAGUUUUGUGGAUAUGCCGACACAACCACCACCAGCUAUGACAAACCACAUGACAAACCACUGCUACUCACAGUCAUUUAUGCCACACUCUAUGGCCACAGCUUACCCUACUUUUGCCACUACUACAACUCAUAUGCCAUAUAAUUACAUACCAAACUCACUGUCAGGAGCCAACUUUCAUCAGCAACAGUCUUAUGGAUAUCAACAACAACUAUUCCAACCACCCCAUCACCAUCACUUUGACCCGAGCUUACCAACUAUGAAACAAAUGAAGUUGGAGCUUAAUGUUUUCAGUGGAGGGGACCCUGUGGAGUGGUUGAAUAAGGCUGAACAGUAUUUUGAAUUUUAUCAAGUGCCAGAAGACAGAAAAUUAACCCUUGCUACUAUGCACUUAACUGAGAAAGCCUCUGAUAGAUGGUUUAUGUUUGAACAUGAGUUCCCAAACACUUGGCUGGGGUUGGCUGAUUUACUAAUGAGAGAAUUCAGUGGCCAUAAUGUCGUUGAUUACCAAGCCACACUAGCCAGAAUGUCACAGGUUGGGAGUGUGGAACAGUAUAUUGAGCAGUUCACUAAGUUGUCUAGGAGAGCUCCGGGAUUCUCUCAACAACUUUUGCUUUCUUGUUUUUUGGGGGGCCUUAAAGAUAACAUCAGAGCAGAUGUGAAGGUCCAGAAGCCUAGGACUCUAUAUGAAGCAUGUGAGAUGGCCAAAAUAUUCGAAGAGAGAGAGUUGAACCUCAGGCAUAGCUCUAAGGGAAAUUUUGCUAACAGAAACAACCAUGUUGUUCAACCUAGACCUGCCACUAUAACAAAUGCAGGUGGCUAUUACAGAGGAGCACCACCCACUAAUCCUGCUAGGAUACAAGCUGCUCAACCAGUAGGGGCUAAUAACCAGGGUGGUGGGAGCAAGAGGCUAACUCAAGCUGAGUACCAGGAAAGAAGAGCACGAAAUCAGUGCUUCUUUUGUGACGAGAUAUUCUGGCCUGGCCACAAUUGUAGAAGGGGCCAAGCUAUGAUAAUUGAGGUCAUGCAGGAAGAAAGAGAGAUGCCAGUCCCGAAUCCAAAUGCUGAGGUGAGAGAGGUACAACACCCUGAGGAAGAAGUUGAAAAUCAGGAAGUGGAAUUGCAGGUUAUGGGGGAUGGAAGUCACACAUCAACUAUGCAACUUAAGGGGGAGGUUUAUAACAGAAAGGCACAUGUGUUAAUCGAUUCGGGAGCUUCCCAGAACUUCAUUCAUCCUGCACUUAUUAAGCAGUCUAAGGCCAAGGUUCAAUCUAUCCACCCCAUCAGAGUUCGGCUUGCUAGUGGGGCAAUUAUGCACACUAAGGGACAGGUUACACUUGAGCUAUGUCUACAACAAUUUCAUUUUUCUGCUAAUUUCUAUAUAUUACCUAUUUCAGGGUGUGAAAUCGUUCUUGGGGCUACUUGGUUGAGGACUUUAGGAGACAUAACAUGGAAUUUUGAGACCAUGAGGAUGAAGUUUCACUACAGGAAAAAGGAAUAUGCAUUGCAAGGUGAAACUGAAACUCAAGCUGUCGUGGUAGGUUGCAAGGUAAUGUCUAGGUUACUCAAGAAAGAGAGGGAAGCUAUACUAGUCCAACUCAACACGGUGAUAAAUUCCCCGACCAAGGAAACAACUCACCCUGAUAUUUUGAAGUUGAUCCACAAGUAUUCUGAGUUGUUCGAGACUCCUAGUUCUCUACCACCAGCAAGGCCACAAGAUCACAAGAUUGAGCUAGUACCUAACACAGUAGCCAUAAAUGUUCGAACCUACAAGUAUCCCCACUUUCAAAAGGCAGAAACUGAAAAGAUUGUGCAAGAAUUGUUGGAUGCAGGAAUCAUCAGACCAAGUGUAAGUCCAUUUUCAUCACCUGUAUUGCCGGUUAAAAAGAAAGAUGGAACUUGGAGGAUGUGUGUGGAUUAUAGGUCACUCAAUGCAGCUACAGUGAAAGACAAAUACCCUAUACCGGUUGUGGAUGAAUUGAUCGAUGAAGUACAUGGGGCCACUGUGUUUACCAAAUUGGAUUUACGAUCCGGCUAUCAUCAAAUUAGAAUGGCCGAGCAAGAUAUUAGCAAAACAGCAUUUCAAACUCAUUCCGGUCAUUAUGAAUUCCUAGUGAUGCCUUUUGGGUUGACAAAUGCGCCUUCCACCUUUCAAUCAGUAAUGAAUGAAGUGUUACGGGAUUACCUGAGGAGAUUUGUGUUAGUCUUCUUUGAUGAUAUCUUAAUCUACAGCCCUACCCUUGAGACACAUCUUCAGCACUUGGAGCUAGUCUUCCAACGACUAUUACAACACUCACUCACUGUGAAAGAAAGCAAAUGCAACUUUGGCACUUCAAAGGUGGAGUACCUCGAGCAUGUCAUUAGUGCGGCAGGAGUAGCUGUGGAUCCCUCCAAGAUUGAGCGCAUUAGGAAAUGGCCAAAACCAAAGAAUCUCAAACAAUUAAGGGGAUUCCUAGGGUUAGCCGGAUAUUACAGAAAGUAUGUGAGGGGGUUUGGAAUUAUCGCUAAGCCUCUGACCAACAUGCUUAAGAAGGAGGGAUUUCAUUGGACCACGGAAGCUUUGAAGGCAUUUGAGACUUUAAAGGAAGCUCUAAUAUCCACUCCAGUUUUGGCCAUUCCAGACUUCUCCAAGGAGUUUGUAAUUGAGUGUGAUGCGUCUGAUUUGGGUUUAGGUGCAGUAUUAUCUCAGGAAGGGCAUCCUGUUGCCUACAUGAGCAAGGCAUUGGCUUAA
Molecule: messenger RNA, 2793 nt
Organism: Rosa chinensis
Lineage: Eukaryota; Viridiplantae; Streptophyta; Magnoliopsida; Rosales; Rosaceae
Exons: 1
Coding region: 1-2793 (930 amino acids)
Source: RefSeq, a predicted model, not a curated record